Messenger RNA from Neltuma alba, 2417 nucleotides. RefSeq names its product fimbrin-2. The record is from RefSeq and is a predicted model, not a curated record. Lineage: Eukaryota; Viridiplantae; Streptophyta; Magnoliopsida; Fabales; Fabaceae. Gene Ontology annotation, molecular function: actin filament binding. Gene Ontology annotation, cellular component: actin filament; actin filament bundle; cytoplasm. Gene Ontology annotation, biological process: actin filament network formation; actin filament bundle assembly. Bases 185 to 2164 code for a protein of 659 amino acids. The transcript has 14 exons.
AUCGCCUGCUUCCCUUUCCAAUUUUCUCAUCGCCUUCGGAAAUGGAACAGGGAAGGAGCAUUAUUCUUUGAUACCGAAUUUUGAUUCUCAUUCUCACGCUUUUUCUUCUCCCUUUCCAAUCUGCGUUUUUCAUCAAUAUCAGAAAUAGAAGGAAAAUUCAAUUCAGACACAAGCAGAUAUAGAAAUGUCUGGCCACUGGGGAAUUCUUGUUUCAGAUCCCGGGCUUCAAAAUCAGUUUACUCAAGUUGAACUUCGCAGCUUAAAAUCCCAAUUCAUGAGCAUGAGGAGAGAGAGUGAGAAGCUCGCGCUUAGGGACUUGGCUUCCAAGAUGUCGACAUUAAAAGUGGUGGGAGAAAAUCUGAGUGAGGAGGAGAGAGCUGCUUCUAUCAAGGAUUUGUAUAAGAAUGUAGACGAGGAGGUGGAUUUUGAGUCAUUUCUCAAGGUUUACUUGAAACUACAAACUCUUGCAAGUUCCAGAAUAGCGGGUAGUCCAAAGAAUUCCUCGGCAUUUCUGAAAGCUGCUACCACUACAUUGCUUCACACAAUCAGUGAAUCUGAGAAGGCAUCUUAUGUUGCACAUAUAAAUAACUAUCUUGCUGAAGAUGAGUUCCUCAAGAAAUACCUUCCCAUUGAUCCUUCAACAAAUGAUCUCUUUGAGAUUGCAAAGGAUGGCGUUCUUCUAUGUAAGCUUAUCAAUGUGGCAGUUCCGGGCACAAUUGAUGAACGAGCAAUCAAUACUAAAAGAGUACUCAAUCCAUGGGAAAGGAAUGAAAAUCACACGCUCUGCCUCAACUCCGCCAAAGCAAUUGGAUGUACAGUAGUCAAUAUCGGCACCCAGGACUUCAUUGAAGGACGGCGUCAUCUGGUACUAGGAUUGAUUUCACAGAUUAUUAAGAUACAAUUGUUGGCAAACCUCGACCUAAAGAAAACUCCUCAGUUGGUGGAGUUGGCUGAUGAUAGCAAGGACAUGGAAGAGUUAAUGACACUACCUCCAGAGAAAAUGUUGUUAAGGUGGAUGAAUUUCCACUUGAAGAAAGCAGGGUACACGAAGAUAAUUUCUAACUUCUCCUUUGAUGUAAAGGAUGCUGAAGCUUAUGCUCAUCUUCUAAAUGUCCUUGCUCCUGAGUACACCAGUCCAUCAACAUUUGCUGUCAAAAAUCCUUUUGAAAGAGCAGAGUUAGUUCUUGAGCAUGCGGAGAAGAUGGGCUGCAAGCGAUACUUGACUGCAAAAGAUAUAGUUGAAGGUUGUCAAAACCUUAAUCUUGCUUUCGUUGCACAUAUUUUCCAGAAUAGGAAUGGAUUUUCAACCCAAAUAACGCAGGCUUCUCUGCUUCAAACAUUGCCGGAUGACACCCAAGAUUCAAGAGAAGAGAGAGCAUUUCGCCUUUGGAUUAACAGUCUUGGCAAUUCAGCAUACAUCAACAAUGUCUUUGAGGACGUCAGAAAUGGGUGGGUACUUUUAGAGACCCUUGACAAGGUAUCACCAGGGAUUGUCAAUUGGAAGAUUGCUAACAAGCCUCCAAUAAAGAUGCCGUUCAAGAAAGUAGAAAAUUGUAACCAAGUUGUGAAACUAGGGAAACAACUCAGGUUUUCUCUGGUAAACAUUGCUGGCAAUGAUAUUGUGCAGGGAAAUAAAAAGUUAAUACUGGCUUAUUUGUGGCAACUGAUGCGAUACAACAUGCUACAACUUCUUAAGAAUUUGAGACUUCACACCCAUGGAAAGGAGUUAACUGAUGCUGAUAUUCUAGAGUGGGCUAAUCUCAAAGUGAGCAGCUCAAGAAGCCAAAGCCGCAUGGAUAGUUUUAAGGAUAAAAGCCUGUCGAAUGGAAUUUUUUUCCUCGAACUUCUUAGUUCCGUGCAGACUAGAGCUGUCGAUUGGAGUCUUGUCAAAAAAGGAGUAACUGAUGAGGAGAAAAAGAUGAACGCGACCUAUAUAAUCAGCAUUGCUAGAAAGCUAGGAUGUUCCAUAUUCUUGCUUCCUGAAGACAUCACUGAGGUGAAUCAAAAGAUGAUCCUUACACUGACAGCUAGUAUAAUGUAUUGGUUCUUAAAACACCCUCUUGAAGAAAGGACAUUGGGAACUUCGGACAGUGAAAGUGGGAGCCCUCUGGAGACUACAUCAGAUUCAACACUUGAUGACUCUGAUUCUGAUUCAUCCUUAUAGGAUAAAGGGUUCACGUAAAUGGGAUUUUGGUGAAUGAAAUUCUAAGUUUGUAUUUAAAAUUUUUCAUUAUCAUUGAUCAAAAGAUCAAUGUUUGACACUAGGUAAUUCAAUGUAUCAGGAGGAAGAAUUUUUUUCUAGGGAUUAGAAAUCUUCAUUGUUUGCCUUCAUUUCAAAUUUUAUUCUUGUUAAUCCUAAAUUGCAAGUGUAAUUGUAAUUAAACUGUUAAUCUGUUGAAUUCAGUUUUAUCCCAAAA